Molecule: messenger RNA, 3265 nt
Organism: Cryptotermes secundus
Lineage: Eukaryota; Metazoa; Arthropoda; Insecta; Blattodea; Kalotermitidae
Product: fatty-acid amide hydrolase 2
Exons: 11
Coding region: 324-1913 (529 amino acids)
Source: RefSeq, a predicted model, not a curated record
CUUGUUGGGGAGUCUGUGAGCUUCACCUGCUCUUAGAAUCAACUUCAGUUACUUUCAGACACAAAAGAACUGGUGUUUACUGUAUAAUAGAUACCGGUUUAUAGAACUGGAAACUUACUGCCAUUACGUGAAUUGUCAGCCAUGUGGUGGGUGACCUUCUUCCACUUACUCACUCCACUGGGAGCUUAGUCCCAGCCGACAGGUGCCAUGGUGCUGUGAAACUGUAGGAGCUCCGUUCGUGCGACCAAAGUACAUAGCUAAGUUCACCUGCAGUACUGCCUUUCGGAGUGAAUAUCGUGUGGAUACUGACACAUAAUAUAAGAAUGGCCUGGAGGGUGGUGCUGUGGCUUCUGUGGUUUCCGAUGUGGCUACUGAAAUGUGUAAUGAAGCCUUUCAUCUCACUGCGAUACAUAAGACGGAGCAAGAAGCUGCCUCCCAUUCGAAACAAACUUCUGUUGCACAGCGCAACAGCUCUUGCACACAUGAUUAGAAACCGACAGGUAACGAGUGAGGAAGUCGUCAAGGCCUUCAUUUCUCGCAUCCGGGAUGUCAACCCCCUACUGAACUGCAUGAUGGACAAUCGGUUUGAGGCCGCUAUUCUUGACGCUAGGUAUGUCGAUCGAGUCGUGCAGACAGGUGCAAAAAGUGAGCAGCAAAUGGCGAAAGAAACGCCUUUCUUCGGCGUUCCGCUCAGCGUCAAGGAGAGCAUUGCCGUUAAAGGUCUGAAGCACAGUGCUGGGCAACUACGAUUCGAAGGGCGAAGGGCACAGGAAGACGCCGAGGCAGUGAAGCUCAUGAGGGCUUCCGGAGCCAUACCACUUCUUGUGACAAGCACUCCUGAGCUAUGCAUGAUGAUUGAAACUUACAACAAAAUAAUCGGGACUACAAAUAAUCCCUAUGAUCUCCGACGAACACCCAGUGGGUCAUCCGGUGGAGAGGCGGCCCUGUUGGCUUCCGCUGGGUCGGUUAUUGGUCUGGGCUCGGACAUAGGUGGAUCCCUACGAAUUCCGGCAGCGUUCACUGGCAUCUUCGCACACAAACCAACACCAGGUGUCGUGUCACAUUCGGGUCACAAUCCUACUUCAACAGACGAAAACUGGGGUAGGUUUUUCACCAUUGGUCCAAUGUCGCGGUACGCGGAAGAUUUGGCAGCGAUGCUGAAAGUCCUAGCACAUGAAAAUGCCGAUAAACUGCAAUUAGAUGAAAAGGUCGAUAUCCGCACGAUUAAGGUUUACUACAUGCAAGAUGAUGGAGGCUCUGUUCUAACGAACGGCGUUAGUAGAGAAAUAAAGGAAGCCAUAGCGAGAGUUGUGGAGUACCUACAAACAACCCACGCUAUUGUAGCACAAAAGGUUGACAUUAAGGAGAUGAGACAUGCGAACGCUCUCUCAGGCCCAAUAAUUAUACAACUAAAUGGCAUUACAUCAGUUCACAGAACGGACGUUCAUCCUAAGCCAUGGGGGAGCAUCUUCAUGGAUCUGCUGAGGUUCUGCACUUGUCUAUCAGACUGUACAUUCACUACGAUAUGUUAUGCAAUACUGAAAAAGCUAUCCCUCUUAAUUCCCACAGCAAAACUUCAAAAGCUGAAAAACAGGAAUGAAAGUCUCAAGAAGGAAUUCUCUCAACUGCUUGGGAACAACGGCGUAUUUCUGUACCCUACGUUUAUCGACUGCGCUAACUUUCAUCUCGAAUCUUACUACAAAAUGUUAAAUCUCUCGUACACGAUGAUAAUGAACGCACUGGAAUUGCCAGUCACGAAUUGCCAUGUUGGCAUGAAUAAACAAGGCCUGCCGAUUGGAAUUCAGGUUGUGGCUGCACCCUUCCAAGACCGGCUGUCACUUGCAGUAGCCAAAGAAAUAGAAGUUGCGUUUGGAGGGUGGGUGGAACCCCCUGCUUCAGAAAAGGUGGCCUGACAAGUGUUGUACCCAAUCUACAAGCCUGAAAGAGCCUUCUUGUCUAAACUAAAGUGUGGUUUAUUCCCAAUUAUUCUGAGGUCCAUAAACGUGAAUACAUCAGCAUGAAGCAAGGAGCAGGGAGCAGAAACUCCUCUUGGCAUUGUCUCGAUGAAGCUACGCCGGAUAUUACAUUCAUUUUGACAUGACAUUUGCUCAGUAAACUCACUGUCAUUGUUGGGAGAGGUCAGCUUUCAUAUGAUUUUCCAAACUUUAAGGCUACAGAAAGCCAUCAUAAUCAUCAAAAUUAUCAACAUGAAGAACAAGACAAGAGAAAUGUAACAAAAUGAAAAUCUUUUCAAAAGAAGUGAGCGGUGAUGUACUAAAUCACUGGGAAUUACAACGCCACGGACUUAAGCAAAAAGAAAUGACAGAAUCCAAAGGAUUGUUCUAGAUAAUUGUAUAUCAUUUAUAUACAAUAUAUAUACUUCGUUUUUUUAUUGAAUCGGACUUAAUUUUUUAGAAUAUUACGCUUAAGUUAAUUUUGUUGAACACUUAAUACAAUCAUAAAAGCUUAUUGUUUUAUAUUUAUAUUACUGAUAUUAUACAGUGAUACGGUAGCCUUGCUGAGUUAAAAAAUGUUCCUAGAGAAGUAUGGAAUUGGGGAUAAGCUUGCGUGGGCCUCGCUAAACACUUCCAAUAAUUAAGAAAAUGUGGGCCUACAUAUAAAUUAAAAAUUCCAAUUCCAAUUUUAUUAACAGACACUCUAAUACAUACGAGUAAAUAAUAUCACACGGACGCCGACAGAAAAUACUGAAGUCUGAGAUGCAUUCAAAUGUAUACCAAAUGCAUGCAUAUUUAAUUUCGAGUCCAGAACAACAUGACUGUCAUUUACACAUAAUGACUGGAUUACUCAGCCGUGGCAAUGCAUGAAGAAAUAAACUUCACUGUCCCAGGAUGUUGCAACUGCGGACGGGUGGAAGGACAUUCUUAAAGCAACUUUAAGGAGGCGGAUGUGAGACUGUGGACUGAGUGUUCCAGGCCCAAGGCAGAGACAACUUGAUGGCUCUUCCGAAUAUCAUAAUAUACAAGUAUCUUGGGAUUCCACAAAAUGCGGAGAAUUUCAGGACUAGCUAAGUUACUACUAACUUCCCAAUUAUGACUCAGUUCUUUGAACAUUUUAGUUAAUGCUUAAGAAAUAAUUGAAUAUGUUUCAUUUGUUGCUGUCUAGACUACAAACUACUGUUACAUUUUGUAGCCACAAAACGAGGGUUGUUGAAACAGAUUUUGUUUUACUAACAAAAUGAAGAAAGUUAUUUAGAAAAAGUGUCUAAGGCCGCGCCAUAGCUCAAGCGGUUAGUCGCUGGCUUUCU